GCUGCCAGCCCUGCUGAAGACGGCCCGCCAGGGGGACAAGCUAUACUGUCAGUACAGCCUGGGGGACCGUCGGUUCCACGAGAGGCUUCUGUGCGGCCACGUGGACGGCUCACGGUUGGAGGUGGCGACGCCUGGUACCGACGUGUACGCGGAUGAUUUCGCCGACGAGAAUCUCGUGGAGAUCCACCGAGCUGGCCCUCGAGGGGGGGCCCCGCCUCAGCUGCGCAAGAAGAUGCUGUACCAGCUCGGCCUGGACGAGCAAGCUCGGGCCGCCCUCCUCGCGGGUACCGGCGGUGGACCCCUGCCGCCAGUGCAGCUGGACGACGACUGGGUCGCCCUGGAGUCGCGGCGAGGCUUCAGGCGGGGCUCGUCAGUGGACGUCGCGUUCGCCUCCGUCUACGCCCUGGGCGACCGCGACAGGGCCUCGUUCCCGGAGGAGGUCAUCGUGCUGGAACGAGUGGGGACCCUCUCCGAGGAGGCGCCACCUGCUCCACGGGACGCACGGGAUGAUGUCCUGGACGAGCGCAUCCUGAGGUACCGGAGGAGCGGUGCGGACCAGCGGCGGCACGCCUUCUCGGAGGUGGCUGCCGAGCAGCGCGAGGUGCCCAGGACGCAGGAGUGGCGCGUGCAAGGGCCCGCUACCAUCGACUGGCUGCUUCAGGCGCAUCUGGAGCAGGGUAGCGGGCUUGUCCAGCGGCACUACUGGUGGAGUCAGAUCCGAGGGCUGGCGGCUGCUGACCCUGGGAUCGACGCGCAUUUGUUCCUGUGCGGGCUGAUCGAGACGGCCUCCACGGCCGACCAGCUCAACCUCCUCGGCGGCGAGGCGUCCGAGCUGGCAGCCAGGCGAUUCCAGCUGCGGGAUGAGGUGUGCUCCGAGGCCCUGCGCCAGGUCGAGGUCUCAAGCACGACGGGGGCCACGGCAGACUCGGACGGCGGGCUGGGCGCGCGCAGGAUCGUCCUCAGCGGCUCCCGCUCCAAGGGCCGUGCUCUCGUGGCGCCAUCCUUGGAGGUGCACGUGGCGGAGAAGAUGCAGGAGGAGGGCGCCAUCCUCAAGGAGAGGCGCCAGGGCAGAGAGGAGCGCCGCAUGGCCCGCGGCGUGGGGAGGGCCGCCACUGCGGUGGUGAUGGCGGCCUCGGCGCAAGGAGUCUCGGACACGGGCAUCGCGCGCGACGUCCUGCCCCUCCCGCUGGGCGUGGCGCUCGACGAGCUGCUGCACGGUGCGGCGGCACGCCUUCUGCCGCACGGCGGCGGUCGGCGCGGGCGGCAGCGCAGGCAGCAGGAGGUCUGGCUGCGCGAGGGCAUCGCUGCGCUGAACGACCUCGGUGGGCGCGGGAUGGACGCCCCCGCGGGGGCCCCUGCGGCCUGCCAGGUCACUGCCGUGCGGCGCCUCGCACAGCUCUACGGCAGGGUGGAGCCGCCGCCGUCCGACCUGACUCCCCUGGGGGCGUGGCAGACGCUCCAGGCUUCGCGGAACGGCUAUGCAGACGUCAUGGCCGAAGGUGCUUCGACAACCUACAGGAAGGGGGCCAUGGCGCUCCCGCGGGCUGCGGCGGGGCGGGCUCCCAGGGUCUGCGCCAUGGACCCAGUGUUGCAGCGGCAUGGCUACCAGUAUGGCGAGUGCCUCUCCGAGCUGCUCUCUGCGGGCAUCAUUGGGUCUAAUGCCCAUUUCCAGGACCCCCCCUACACGCUGCUCGCGAGCGGGGAGGCCCUGGCGAACUUGGAGGUCAACGCUGCUGGAGGGAUUGCUGUGGCCUCUGGUGACGUCGAGUGCUGCUUCUACCAGUGCGAGCUGCCGCCGUGGGCACGUGCCUUCUUCGGUCUGCCAGCGGUCCAAGCCCGUUUCUUGGAUUCGGCAGCCCGCCAGCGCCUGGGGGUUUCAGACCCUUCGGAGAUGAUCCACUUCGUUGCCAGAGUAGUCCCCAUGGGCUGGUCGUGGGCCGUGCACCUCAUCCAAGAGGCCCACGCCCAUGUCUUGAGCAACAUCAGCCCGGACGCGCCCUGGAUCGCAGACAAGGUGCCCACACCUGCGCUGGGGACUCAGUGCGCCACCGCCAAGAUGCUAUACAUCGACAACGUUGCAGUCUUCACGUCAGGCAGCGGCGACCCCGCGCUGGAGGUGGAGCGCAUGCUGGCCGCCCUGGGCGCGCGGGGGAUUCAGGUUUCCUUUGACCGCGACGAUGGGGACAUGCACGCCCUGCUCGGCUUCGUGCUCCACAAGCCCUCGGCCACGUGGCGCCUGUCGCACAACAAGUUUUGGCGGCUGAAGUUUAGCCUCGAUUUUGUACUGACACCUGGGCGUCUUGUCACGGGGCGCGAGCUCGAGAGGCUGAUGGGCCAUAUCACCGCGGCUGUCAUGCUGCAGCGGCACAUGCUCUCACUCUUCCAUGCGAUCUACGAGUUUUGCAGGCGGUCGCGUGACGAGCGGCAGCCUCUCUGGUCGUCGGUGAAGCGGGAGCUCACGUGGUUCAGAGCGCUGCUUCCCUGCGUGACCGUUUCGCUGAGCCGCCCCUGGUGCGAACGGGUCACCGCCGCGGACGCCUCCCCAUGGGGGUUCGGCGUGGUGGAGCAGUCGUGGCCCAUCAGUGAUGUUCGGCGAGUUGGCAGUCUUUCGGAGCGCAGUCGCUGCAGAGGAGUCCUGACGGCGGAUUAUGCCCCCAGGGACGCGCUGGUCGAGCAGCAGCUCCUCCACGCCACGGCGGACGAGGUCACCGCGGAGGGCACCCUGACCCACUUUGAGGAGGUGCCGGCAGCGCGGCUCUUGGCAGACCCGUGGUCGGUCGCGGCCGCCCGUCGCUGGCGGCGGGCCGCAGCCAUCCACGUCCUGGAGGCUGAGGGGGCGCGCUGGGCCGUGCGGCGCCUCGCGCGCAACUCGCAGCUGCAUGGACAUCGGCACCUCAUCCUGGGUGACAUCCUCGGGGUGGUCUGCGCGUGUGAAAAGGGCAGAGCUGCGCACUUUGCACUCAACGUCGUCUGUCGGGAGAUCUGCGCUAUCGCAGUCGCCUCUGGGAUGCAGCUCGGGUUCAGGUGGAUCCCAUCAGAGCUCAACCCUGGUGACGCUCCCUCUCGCAGGUUCAUGCCGGGCGCGAGCCCCGCCUACGGCAAGCGCGCCCGCGAUGCAGCGGAGCCCAAGCCGGCGCCGACCACCCGGCGCGCCUCCGACUGGAGCGGCGGGCACGGGCCGCCAGGCCCUUCGGGCUCCCGCCGGGGCUGGACAUCCCAUGCGCCGCUGAGCGACAGGCCCGCAGAGGGCUGCUCGCAGCGGGUGCCGCUGUGUCGGCGGCGCUCGCGACUGGCGGCGCGUCGGGUGCGACACAUCACCGUGCGUUCGUACCUGCUGGUGCUGAUCAUGCGCUCGGGCUCGCCGCGGCUGCUGGCGCUGCCAGGUUGGAUCCCCGCGCAGUCGGGCGAGACGCUGGUGGACUACUCCGAGUGGACUCUCGACCGCGGCACGGGCCAGGAGGCGUCCUCUCGCACCCGCUGUGCCGUGGCUGGGGGCGAGCCCGCGCUAGGAAGGCCCGUUCGGCGCCGUUGUCCCCCGGCGAACGCGUCGCUGUCAGGCGGGACGCAGCGCCCGUCGGGCCUCUCCCGCCAGCCGCUGCCGCGGGCGCCUGCGCGCGCGAUGGCGGCCGUGCUGGCCUCGCGGGGGAAGCCAGACCCGGGGCGGUGCGUCUUGGUGGCGUGCGACCUGUGCCCGUCGGAGACCACGACCUUGCUGGAGCUGCUGUUCGUGAGCUCGCACCUGCAGCGCCUGGCCGACUUCCAUGUUGCUUGUCAAUACCUCAAGCUCGAAGGUUUGGACUGCUCGCCGCACUUCCGUGGGCACGGCGACGCGACACAUGUCUGCGUUGCAGGGUACCGCGCACCGCUGGAGGUGCGGAGGCGAGAAACAUGGAGGGCGACUUCACCAGUUCAGAGGUACGACAAGGCCGGUUGGCUGGCGGUGGUCAGGCAGGCCCUCAGCAGCGCCCAGAGGAGGGGCUGCGAGAUCUGGGCGGUGGCCGCCCCGCAGCUCUUCGUCAUCGCCUACGUGCUGCCCUCCGCGCCG
Messenger RNA from Prorocentrum cordatum, 4045 nucleotides. The record is from the annotation of a GenBank genome assembly. NCBI's taxonomy places the organism in Eukaryota, Dinophyceae, Prorocentrales, Prorocentraceae.